AUGGCUAAGCCAGCAGUCCGAGCCAACAUCAGGCUAUUCACCCCCGCGGUGGCAGCUCUCGCCGCCGCGGCUCCUCGUCCUGACUCAGGCCGGGACGUCGGAAUCGCCUCUGAAUCCGACCCUUCCCGCACCGCCGGCACCGACGCGGCCACCUCCACCGUGAACGCCCUUGACCACACGGCCAUAGCGACUAGCGACGUGGCCGCCGCCGCCGCUACAGCCAAGACGCUGUCUCCGACUUCCAAUGUGAAGGGCAAGGUCUUCGAUCCCAACUGCCAGGCCCUCAUCAAGCAGGGCAUCCCCCUAACCGAGAACUAUGGAGUUGGAACGCCCAGCCAGCCCAACUACAUCUCCCCGGCCAGCGGCGACAUCUUUGGGCUGAACAGCGACAGCUUCGUGCUCGUCAACAAGAACGUCUCCACCAUUGUGGAUCUCCUGGAGGACAAGGGCAUCAGCUGGGGUGACUGCAAUGAGGGCCUCCCCUACUCGGACUUUGACGGCUUCGAGUACUCCAACCCCUCCGAGGGCAACUACGUCCGCAAGCACAACCUGCUGAUGCGCUUCAACUCCGUCGCCGACGACGUCGACCGCGUCGCCAAGGUCAAGAACUUCACCCUUUUCAACGAGAACCUGCGGAACAAGCGUUUGCCCCAGUGGGGCUUCGUCACCCCCAACCUGUACAACAACGGCCACGACACCAACAUUUCGGUCUCGUGCAACUUCACCCGCACCUUCGUGGAGCCGCUCCUGAAGAACGAGUACUUCAACAGCGGGAGCGGCGGCAAGGGCGAAACCCUCGUCUACAUCACCUGGCAGGCCAACGGCCAGAACCCGCUAGCCCGCAACCACGUCGCCGGCAUCCUGCUCGGCUCGGCCGUGCCCGAGGAGAAGCGCGGCACCAACGACACGGCCUUCUACAACCACUACAGCGAGCUCUCCCAGACGGACGACAAGAUCCGCGCCUGGGACGACGCCAUCGCGGGCGACUCGUUCCAGAACUACUACUGGAACCAGAGCUACGACAGCGUCUUCAGUAGCGCCACCAACACCAGCCACGUCUACGUCCGCCCCAACCUCGGCCUCGUCCACAACGGCCGCACCGUCCUGCCCUCCGUCGUCAGCACCUAG
Messenger RNA from Gaeumannomyces tritici R3-111a-1, 1128 nucleotides. RefSeq lists its product as hypothetical. Gene Ontology annotation, biological process: phospholipid catabolic process. The record is from RefSeq and is a predicted model, not a curated record. NCBI's taxonomy places the organism in Eukaryota, Fungi, Ascomycota, Sordariomycetes, Magnaporthales, Magnaporthaceae. Gene Ontology annotation, molecular function: hydrolase activity, acting on ester bonds. The transcript has 4 exons. The coding region runs from base 1 to 1128 and encodes 375 amino acids.